Molecule: messenger RNA, 2811 nt
Organism: Suillus subalutaceus
Lineage: Eukaryota; Fungi; Basidiomycota; Agaricomycetes; Boletales; Suillaceae
Exons: 13
Coding region: 1-2811 (936 amino acids)
Source: RefSeq, a predicted model, not a curated record
AUGGCCACCAUUAACCCUGCGCCUGCAGCAUCUGCUCAGCUCCCUGGCGAGUUCAAAACUGAAUAUCAUCCUCGCUCUGGUCGCCAGACACUCUUCCAACCUUUUGAUCAAUUUGGCAUCUCCCCAGAGGCGCAGGAUGCGCCUAUUGUUGACAAAGAACCAUGGCGUCCUUUCAGAUCGCGUGGGGACUUCGAAUUUUCCGAGAUCACAAUUGAAGCUGCACUCAACAAGUCUCAAAUCAACGCACUCCUCAGUCUCAUCACGCACAUAUCUGAAGGCCAUGCUCAGAUAACUUUGAAGAACGAAGCCGAUCUCUCGAAGGCAUGGGAUAAUGCCGCAGCUGAAUCAACACCAUUCUCAAAACACGAAGUUGCUGUGACAUACAAGAAGAAUGAGCAAGUGUACGAAGUUCAUGCACGGCCUAUCUGGGACUGGGCACUUGAUUUAUUGGAUAACCCAUUGCUUGCACCUCACUUUGUCUGGGAUGCGUGUCGUGUUUACAAGCACAAUGGCGCGCAGUUCGAGCGUUUCUUCGAUGAACCAUGGACUGGAGAUAGGUGGUGGGAUAUUCAAUCUUCUCUUCCUGACAUCAACGGCGCUGUCCCAUUUUGUUUCAUUCUGUACGCUGACAAGACAAAGUUAUCAUCCUUUGGUACAGUCAAGGGGUACCCAGUCGUGGUACGAUGCGCGAACUUACUUACACAUAUUCAGAAUGGUGAGGCAUUUGGUGGUGGCCGCAUUGUCGGAUGGUUACCUAUCGUUCCUGAGGAUGCAGGUGAAGAAGGUAAACUUGGCUAUACAACACUGAAACGUGUUGUAUGGCAUGAAUCGUUCAAGAAACUCCUGGAACACGCCGCACAGUACUCAAAGACUGGGUAUUCGCACAAGUGCCACAACGACAUUUUGCGAUGGCUAUUUCCCGUCAUAUUAAUUCUUUCAGCUGACUACAAAGAACAGUGCAUGAUGUCGCUCAUACGUGGCCGCGGCGGCAAGUGCCCUUGCCCCGUGUGCUUGGUACCAUUAGAAGAGCUCCACAAUCUAUCGAAGACCCACGCCCUUAGAUCCAUUGGGGAAGCAAUGGAAGCGCUUCGUGUCUAUAAGUGCAGCAAAGCUCAAGAAUAUCUUUUGGAUCAUAUGUAUUUGGAUCCACAUGAUGCGCUCAGCUUUGAUCGAUUACACUCAUUGCAUGGCGGCCUUUGGAAGCACCUUCUUGGUGAAUUGAAGAAAAUCCUUGCCCUUUUUCACAAUCUGAAUCAUUUUGCAGGAUUGAUGACUUCCCUUGAUGGCGCAACCUCAACCACUUCAAAUCUGCUAUCAAUAUCUCAUUUUCCGAUGGAAACAACUGUUUUGCGAUCAUAUAUGUCACUUAUUAUCUUGAAGCAAACCUUAUAUGCAUGUUUGAAUCUUCUGACCCCCAGAACCUCCCCAGAGGGCCACCAGCUACUUCGUGUCAUCAGUACUUAUCUCCAGCUGGACAGUUUGAUUGGCCUCGAUGUACAUACUGAGGGCACACUCGCGGCAAUCGAAGCCGAACUCCUCAUUUUUGAUAUGGAACUCAAGGCCUAUGUUACAUGCGCCGAAUCAUCCGACAUCGAGAAAUUGAAGCUCGACUGGAAUUUUCCAAAGACACACUUAUGGAAGCACAUUGUUCGCGAUAUCCGACGCAAAAGAGCAGCGUGUAAUUACAGUACACGUCCCAAUGAAAAGCUGCAUGGCCCCCUCAAGGACACCUACUAUCAUCAAACAAACGGAAAGGAUGUUGCCAGGCAGAUCCUUUGUGUUGACCACCAUAAAUUUGCCCUGAUGCUCUUGAGGGAACGUGUUGACAUGGUUGACGAAUACAAUCGGUUGCAAGCGCUUGGAGAUGAUCUUCCUGACGAAGACAUUGCUGUUGCCUUCAGUGGUCACGUGAAGCUUGGCGCACCAACACAGAAUCCUGUGUCAAUCCUUGAUCUUGAGAACCGCAGCACAGUGGAUCGCUCAUUUCAAGCUUUUCAGAGGAAGUUUACUGAAUUCAUCAACACCUCUCUGCCUACCUAUGGGCAUCAACUCACGAACUGGAUUACAUUUCCAGCUGAUUAUCAGAUUCAUGAACACCGCUAUCUCAAGGUCAAUUACGAGUCAAUGGUUGACUGGAAGCAAACCACUGAUCACCUCCGGUGCAACCUGCAAUUCCCACGGGCUGCUGCGCUUACAGCAGAUGAAACAAUCUUUGUUCGACUAAUACUCUUAUUUAGAUGCUCUAUCUCGAACCUUGGGUCUUUCGAGUUUGCCCUCGUUCAGCCUUACACUGUGAGAAUCAAUGGUUCUCGCAGAAUGGACCAUUUCUUCAAGCUCACUCGUGUGAAGGCCCUCCCUAGGGCAUCUUCAAUAUUCGUUCCACUCAGUUCUUUCAUUCGAGGUACCAUUUUGGUUCCCGACGCUGAUCAUCAAGAUGAACACCUCGUUGUCGACCACCUUGAUAGUGAUAUGUUUUCUUCGAAUGAGGGCUUGGGUAUGGUAAAUUCCACAGUCUCCAUCAUUCUCUUCCAUGUCACUGCAGUAGCCUCCCACCAGACCUUCCUUCCGCCCUGCUAUCCUACUCCAGCACCUGCACAAAUGUCCCCAUCCUCACCAAAGUAUUCUCCCACAUACUUCCCAGCUCAUAUUUCCACACCAGUUGACCCCAAAUCCCACUAUGUAUUACUCGCAUAUUGUAAGAUUCUCUGCCCAGCUACUAACUCAACUAUCACUGACCUUUUUUUAGCCCCUGCUUCUCCCGCCUAUAGCCCAACAUCAUCUGCCUUCAAGUUCGGCACAGAACAGCCAUAG